Molecule: messenger RNA, 693 nt
Organism: Hansenula ciferrii
Lineage: Eukaryota; Fungi; Ascomycota; Saccharomycetes; Phaffomycetales; Wickerhamomycetaceae
Gene: DOC1
Product: anaphase promoting complex subunit DOC1
Exons: 1
Coding region: 1-693 (230 amino acids)
Biological process (GO): anaphase-promoting complex-dependent catabolic process; protein K11-linked ubiquitination
Cellular component (GO): anaphase-promoting complex
Source: RefSeq, a predicted model, not a curated record
AUGUCAGACUCAUGGCAAGAUCUGUCUUAUCGAAGCCAGAAUGCUUCAGAAAACGCUUCAGAAAACGCUUUGGAGAACGCGUCAGAUUCAAUUGAACAGGAUUCAAAUGAAGAACAAGAUGAUUCCAAACAACUGGGCGGGUAUUCAAUGUAUCAACAAGGAAUUAGAGAUAUGGAAACAUUGGGAUUGGUUGAUGUGGGCUCAUUGGCGUCGUGGACAGCAUCAUCAGAGAAACAAGAUAACGAAGUUAUGAAGUUAAGAGAUGAAUCACCAGACACUUAUUGGCAAUCAGAUGGAGUUCAACCACAUUACAUUGAUAUUCAUUUCGCUAAAAAAGUUAGUAUUUCCAAGAUCUCCAUAUAUAUUGAUUAUGCGCUGGAUGAAUCUUAUACACCUUCCAAGAUCACUGUGUUGGCUGGUAAUGGGUUUCAUGAUUUGAUGGAAGUGACUGGUAUAGAAUUAAAUGAACCUGAAGGUUGGGUCCAUUUAGGGUUCCCUACAGAGGUUGAUCAAGGUCAGAUCUUAAGAACUUUCUUGGUUAGAGUACUGAUUGUGGCUAAUCAUCAACAUGGGAAAGAUACACAUGUUCGUGCAAUCAAAAUCUAUUCCAAAGCCACUACAUACGAUGUUGGGAAUACAUUGUUGGGUGCAUUCACUAGCAAAAGACUAGCUAUGGAAUCAGUGAUACGAUGA